This is a messenger RNA of Paraglomus brasilianum, 1560 nucleotides long. NCBI's taxonomy places the organism in Eukaryota, Fungi, Glomeromycota, Glomeromycetes, Paraglomerales, Paraglomeraceae. The record is from the annotation of a GenBank genome assembly.
AUGAACACGAACAACAAACCAACAUCAGCCCCUCAUUCUGAAGACGAAAAAGAACUAAAACGAACCGAUGUAUUUGCACAGCCACAUUUCAGGACUAGUCCGGUUGCUAUGAACGCAACAAGAUAUGGUUUUGGAUACGCAUCAGUUAGCGAUAACGUGGAUACUUCGCCCAAUGCAAAUCUUCCUGGACCGAAACAUAAAAAAGAUCUUGAUGAGCUUCUGCACAAGACAGUUGUCUUUCCAUAUCAGAAAACUGUUCAAACUUUGUUCAUCUUAAAACAACCAGUUGCAACAGCCUUGCUCUUUUCAACAAAAGUCCCUUCAAAGAGAGAACGUGAGCAAGAAAAAGAUGUUCAAAAAAAGUUCCCAAAGAUUCCAGGAGCCACAAGCAUAUCAGGGACAAGGAUCUUUGAAACGGAGCAUGGCAAUGAUAAGAGGUUGGAACUUCCAUAUGGUAUUCCAAACUUUUAUAACUUUCGCAUAAGAGAGGGAAUGCUGUUUGCUGACAAGACAGUUUAUAUUGAGCACCUGGAAGGAACUCAAGGUGAUUUCAGAUACACAUUCCUUCAGCCACAUCACUUUGGGAAAUCAGCUUUCCUCAGCAUGCUGUGUCAAUACUAUGGCAUUCACAAUGCUGAAUACUUCAAUGACCUGUUUGGUCCACUUUACAUUGGCAAGCACCCUACAGAAUGGCACAACAAGCACCUUGUUCUAAAGUUUGAUCUAUCAUCCAUUAGUGUCAGUGGCCCAGUUGACCAAACAAAGGCAAGUUUUCAUGACUAUAUCAAUAAUGCUCUGACAGAUUUUGUCAUGAUGUACUGGAAGGAACUUGGAAAUUCACAAAUUGAUGCAGUGAUUAACACCAAAAAUGCUACUUCAUCUCUAAGACGAGUUUUGAGACUAGUCAGCAACCAUGGACAUACUAUGUUUGUUGGAGUGGACAAUUAUGAUGCCCCAGCCAAUAACAGUGCAUUUGCAGGCACUAACAUGGGAUUUGAUGAGGCUACACUCAAGGAAGUUACUGAGAUUGAACAGUUCUUUAAGGAGAGUUUUUUUUCUGUGCUAAAGGAAGGAUGUGGAACAAUCAGCAAUCGUGGUGCUGUCAUCAGCAAGUACUUUGUGACUGGUGUUAUUCCAGCAUUUUGCAAAGGGAUGAGUCCUCUCCAUGAAGCUCAGGUCAUCUCAGGCAAUGUUGAGCUGCAUGGCAUAUGUGGCUUUACUGAGGAUGAAGUCACAACACUAGUUCAGCACUACUUUCACAAGGACAAAAAUGAUGCAGAUAAGAUUGUGUAUUCCAUGAGAAGGCUGUAUAAUGGAUACUAUUUUGCCAACACUGCCUAUGAUGAAUCCAACCCACAACCACCUCUUUUAUACAACCCACAGCUAGUGUUCUACUACAUUCAUACAUACGAAAGCAGUGGAGUUGUUACUGUGCCUAUACCUAACAAAUACACAACCAUCCAUUCAACACAUAUACUCAGGUCUAUUGCUGACAGUGGAGGGUUUUCAGUUGAUGAUCUUAUUCAACUGAUCAUCUCUAGUAGACAACAAUAUAUUUAA